AGUGAGAGGGAGGACAGGAAUGAAGGGGGUCCCACAGUCUCUCCCCUCAGCUCCCAUUGGACGGCGGCGUUCCCUCUGUUUUUACAUCGCUGCCGUCAGUUGCGCUUUGGAGUUUGUUUUACGCAUUCUGGCGCACAUACACGCCGCACAUGUGCAUGCACGCGUAAAUGUACACACUGCGGGGUCCGGGGCUAGAACACGUGCAGCGAGAAUACAGGAACCUGUGGAGCUGAAGUCGGCCUACGGGGACGCAGAGUGACCAGGAGGAGAGCGAGGCGACCCGGGACAGCCCAGACCGACGGAAUGACGUCCACCAUGACUAGACAUCUGGGCCUCUUCAUUCUGGCUCUCGGUGUGAUUGGACAGGAGGUCCCAUCAAGCCCUCACGGCUGCACCGAGGGAAGCUGUUACCCGGCAACGGGAAACCUUCUGAUUGGACGGGCCGUCAACCUCACCGCCACCUCCACCUGCGGACUGAAUGGUCCGGAGGAGUACUGCAUCGUCAGCCAUCUGCAGGAGUCAGAUAAGUGUUUUAGAUGUAACUCCCAGCGUCCCUACAACCCUGACCACCACCGAAACAGCCACCGCAUCGAAAAUGUGAUCUACCUCACAGACAGGAACGGAGACAACACCUGGUGGCAGUCUGUCAACGGGCAGGAGGACGUCAGCAUCCGACUGAACCUGGAGGCCGAAUUCCACUUCACACAUCUCAUCAUGAAGUUCAAGACGUUCCGACCUGCAGCCAUGAUCAUCGAGCGUUCGGCUGAUUUCGGCCGUAAGUGGCGCCCCUAUCGCUACUUCGCCUCAAACUGUACGAGGACUUUCCCCGGCAUACCUGCCAACGGCCUGCAGCACAUCAACGACAUCAUCUGCGAGGAACGCUACUCUGACAUCGAACCCUCCACUAACGGAGAGGUCAUUUAUAAAGUCUUGGAUCCGGCCAUUCACGUGAAAGACCCAUACAGCCUGGACAUUCAAGAACUUCUUCGCAUCACCAACCUGCGCAUCAACUUCACGAAGCUCAACACUCUGGGCGAUGACUUGCUGGACCGGCGCUCUGAUGUCCUGCAGAAAUAUUACUACGCCAUCUACGAGCUGGUGGUCCGAGGCAGCUGCUUCUGUUACGGCCACGCCUCCGAAUGCGCUCCAGUGCCGGGGGUCUACACCCAGGAGACCCUCACGACUGGUCAGAUCCACGGUCGCUGUGUCUGCAAACACAACACCGAGGGCCUGAACUGUGAGCGCUGUAGAGAUUUCCACCACGACCUGCCGUGGAGACCGGCCGAGGCAGAGAACCCGCACACCUGCAGAGAGUGUAACUGUAACGGCCACUCUGGUCAGUGUCACUUCGACAUGGCGGUGUAUCUGGCGACGGGAAACGUCAGCGGAGGAGUUUGUGACGACUGUAAGCACAACACGAUGGGACGAAACUGUGAGAUGUGCAAACCUUUCUACUACCAGGACCCCAACAGGGACAUCAGGGAUCCUCGGGUUUGUGUCGCCUGCGACUGCGACCCGGUGGGAUCUCUGGAGGGCGGAGUCUGUGACAGCCACACCGACCUGGACAUGGGGAUGAUCGCCGGACAGUGUCGCUGCAAAGCUCACGUUAAAGGAACUCGCUGCGACGACUGCAAAGAAGGUUACUACGGACUCAGCCAGAACGACCCGCUCGGCUGCCAACCCUGCAACUGUAACCCUCGUGGCAUCAUCAUGAUGGGAGCUCCUUGUGAUCAGAUCAGCGGUGACUGCUCCUGCAAAAGAUACGUCACCGGUCGCUACUGCAACCAGUGUCUGCCUGAAUACUGGGGCCUCAGUAAUGACCUGGCCGGCUGCAGACCUUGUGACUGUGACUUUGGCGGAGCCUUCAACAACAGGUGCAUGAUGGAAAAUGGCCAGUGUGACUGCAGGAGGCAUCUAAUUGGUCGACAGUGUUCGGAUGUGCAGCCUGGCUAUUACUGUGCUCCGCUGGAUUAUUACAAGUAUGAGGCCGAAGACGCCACUGGACACUCUCCCAGCGACUCUGCAUUGCCGGGUAAAGUUCGUCCUCAGGCUACAAACGACUGCGUUGAGCAUCUCAGUAACCAGCUGAGGAGGCACCGGAGGCAUCGUCGCAUCACCAACUCACAGCAGCAUCAGGCAGCGCUGAGACGCAUCCGCCAGCUUCAGCAAACACCGGAUGUGCGGACGGUUCAUAGAGAACACACUCCCAGCCACAUGGUGACCUGGACUGGACCUGGGUUUGCUCGAGUCAAAGAUGGCGCCGGCCUGGUGUUCACCAUCGACAACAUCCCCUACGCCAUGGAGUACGACAUCAUGAUCCGCUACGAACCCGAGUCGACAGAAGACUGGGAGGCCGUGGUCAGUAUAACCUCCGUCCAGCUGCCCUCCAGUCUCCGCUGUGGAAACCUCCUACCGACUGAACAGCUCUACACCGUCACCCUGCCACACCGUAACAGGUACAUCCAGAUGCCGAGGCCGUUUUGUUUUGAGCCCAGUAAUCGUUACGUGGUCGCCAUCAGGUUCCAGCGUCACGGAGUCGCACACCGACACCUAACCGCCUUCAUUCUGAUCGACUCGCUGGUCCUGAUCCCCAAAUACACAGAACUUCCUGGUUUCGAAGGUAACACACCAGAAGCGGAGCAGCGACGGGAUGAGAUGAUUCGCUACAUGUGUUUGGAUUCUUUCAUGAUCACGCCGAUGCCAGCUCUGGCUGAGAUGUGCUCCAAACUUAUCUGCAGUAUUUCCUCAAUCAUCCACGACGGCGCUCUGCCCUGUCAGUGUGACCCUCAGGGAUCCCUCAGCGGGGAAUGUGAUAAGGUCGGAGGUCAGUGUCGCUGUAAACCCAACGUUAUGGGUCGCCGCUGUGACCAGUGUGCACCUGGAACCUAUGGCUUUGGAGCGAAUGGUUGCACUGCCUGCGACUGCCACCCUGAGGGUUCUCUGAGCCACCAGUGUGACCCAGGUACCGGCCACUGCCAGUGCAGGCCAGGAGCUACUGGUCGCCAGUGCUCCGACUGCCAGCCAGGCCAGUGGGGCUUCCCCAGCUGCAGCCCCUGCCAGUGCAACGGCCACGCCGACCUCUGCGACCCACGGACCGGAGAAUGUGGAGGCUGCAGGGACUACACAGCUGGACACCUCUGUGAACGCUGUGUGGAUGGAUUCUUUGGAAACCCAGUGCUUGGAUCAGGGGAGCACUGUCGGCCUUGCCCCUGCCCCGGCAACCCUGGCUCUGAUCACUUCAAUGGGAAUUCUUGUCAUGCUGACCAUACAUCUAAUCAGAUCAUCUGUAACUGCAAACAAGGAUAUAGUGGUCCGCGAUGUAACCAGUGUGCCCCUGGUUACUAUGGCAACCCAGAGCAGGCCGGUGGGCAGUGUCUCCCCUGCCAGUGCAACGGCAACAUUGAGACCCAGGACCCUGGGUCAUGUGACCCGAGGACCGGCCAAUGCCUGAAGUGCCUGUACCACACCGAUGGCCCGUCCUGCGACCGCUGCCAGAUUGGUUACUACGGCAACGCUUUGGCCCAAGACUGCAGGCGCUGUACCUGUGUUACUGCUGGAACCAUCCACUCUGCCUGCAGCGACGGUCAGUGUCAGUGCGACCGGCAGACCGGCAGCUGUACCUGCAGGGAGAACGUGGACGGACACAACUGCGACCAGUGCGCUGCGAACCACUGGAACUACGGUCAGGACAGAGGCUGCGAACCCUGUAACUGUGACCCUCAACAUGCUCUGGGAAGUCACUGCAACAUGUUCACGGGCCACUGUCAUUGUCGUCCAGGCUUCGGAGGUAAACAGUGCACCGAGUGUGAGCAGUUCCACUGGGGAGACCCACGGGUUCAGUGUCAAGAGUGUAACUGCCACCCGGUGGGUUCAGAAAUAGUCCAGUGUGAUCGGGCAACGGGUGCAUGUGAAUGCCAUGAGGGAGCGGCGGGUAAACGCUGUGAUGAAUGCGCUCGAGGCUUCACCGGCAACUUCCCGAAGUGCGUCCAGUGUCACCCAUGUUUCCAGCUAUGGGACGACGCCGUCUGUCAGAUCAGGAGAGACCUGGAGCACAUCCAGUACACGCUGCAGAAGAUCCUGGACAGCGGCGUCACGCCAGGAGUCGGAGAUGGUCGCAUCAGAGAGCUGGAGAGGAAACUAAAGCAGGUGAAGGACCUCAUCAGUGGCCAGGACAGCGACAAGAUCCACCAGCUGAUUGGACAGAGCAUUGAUGACCUCAGGGCUGAGAUCGCUCUCACAGAUGGACGUCUGAUGAGCAUCGGUCGGGAGCUGAACACAACAGCAGAAGACAACGAGGCCCUGAAACGCAUUUUAGAUACCUUAGAGAAGGAACUGAGGGACGUCAAUGCCACGGUGGCUCACAAACAGAACCUCAUCGACGACUACCUCACCUCAGGGUUUGCAGAUCAGUUUGAGAAAGUGAAGAAGUACUACCAGCAGUCCUCGCAGGCUCAGGAGAGAUGCAACGCUUCAGUGUCUGGUCCUUCGAGUCCUGUAGAGCAGUCCAACAAAACCAGAGCGCUGACCGAGGAGCUGCUGGACGCCCGUAAAGACAAGUUCCUCCGAGGUCUGGCUGCUGAGAACAAGUCUCUGAGUGAGCUGCAGCAGAAGAGCCACGACCUGAAUAAGAAGGUGCAUCAUCUCAGCCACAAGGUGUGCGGAGGUCACAGCAACUCCAGCGUCAACGACAGUUGCCCGGACAGUCGAUGCGGCGGCGCCGGUUGCCGUGACGACCUGGGUAACCGUGUCUGCGGAGGCGAGGGAUGCAACGGGACGGUUAGCGCCUCCGUAGCUGCACUAAACAACGCCAGGAACCUCUCAGACAGUCUGAACGCCGCCAAGGACGAGCUGCAGGGCGUCUCAAAGAAGCUCCAGGAUAUUGCCGCUCUGACUCAGGAUGUGAAGAACCAGGCGAUGAACAUGCUGGAGAAAGCCCAAAAGAAGAAGGACCACUAUGAAAAUAACAACAAGAAGCUCAAAGACUUUAUUAAGAAGAUCAAAGACUUCCUCACUGAGGAGGGAGCCGAUCCGGAGAGCAUCGAGAAGAUCGCUCAGCAGGUUCUGUCGAUCCAGCUGCCGGUCAACAGAACCACUCUGAACAAGAUGAUCAUGGAGAUAAAAGACAACCUGAGGAACCUCACCAACAUCCAGGGGAUCGUCAAUCAGACCUCACAGCACAUCAGCAAAGCCAAGGAGCUGCUGGACAAAGCUAAAGAUGCUAAGAGUCGAGCAGAGGCAGUGAAGGACACCGCUAACAGCACCAAGCAGGCGUUGGAUGUGUCCAAGAAGGCCAUCGACAAAGCAAAGAAAGCGCUGAAGGAAGCUCACGACAACCUGAACGACACGAGGAACGCUACAGCUCAGGUGAAGGAGAAGCUGGAGGAGCUGGAGGACAAGCAGAUGGACGUCAUGAUGCGUUUAAACAACCUUUCCAUCGGCGUCGACGCUCUGAAGAACAAGACGGAGCAGAACAGGCAGAUGGCUAAAGACGCUUUGGAACAGGCUAACAACGCCACUAAAACAGCUUCAUCUCUGGAUAAGAGUGUAAACGACACAGAGGAACGGUACCGCGAGCUGAAGAAGAAGCUGGACUCUCUGGGCGGUGAGUCUGGGAACCUGACCAGCAUCCACCAGAAGGCCAAAGACAUGAAGAAGGACGCAGAAGAUCUCCUGAACAAAGCCAAGAACGGCAUAAAACAGCUGGACAAACUGGAGAAGAAGUUCAGGAACAACGAGCAGCGGAUGGAGAAGCAGCGGAUGGAGCUGGACGAGCUGAAGAGAAACGCCACGGUGGUGCGAGACGAGAUCCGGGAACAAGUGCAGAAAUACAGCAACUGUCUGUGACGACGCUCCCGGAAGUAAAAAACAAAAUGCUGCUGUGGAGGAGCUCCCUCCGUCAUUCCACUGGUACGUUUUACACAUUUACCUGUCAAGUGUUAAAUCUGUGAGGUGCUGAACCACUUCCUCACUCCUACAUAUCAACAACACGCCUGUGACGUGUUCCAGCCUUACAGGAGUGGAGAACCUGCGAUAAAGCCACCAUGAGUUGAUUCAUGAAUAAAUAAUCCACCGAAUAUUAGAGCGUGUUAUCAGAAAGAGUUACUCGGACCAAAAGUGCUGUUCACAUUUUGUGUGUUCUGUGUUUUUUGCUGUAAUUUGACCACAUUAGCCUGAUAUUUACGACAUUCCUGCUAAGAAAUCUGCGGAAUUAAAGUUUGUGUUUGUUAUUAUCACAAAGGAGAAUAAAGGCAGAAAUAUCUCUAUAAGCUAAAUUCAUUCUGAGGCGUGACGAUGGAGAAAAAUAAAUUUCAUACAGUUUAUGUGA
This is a messenger RNA of Acanthochromis polyacanthus (spiny chromis), 6325 nucleotides long. It is a transcript of the gene lamb2l, whose product is annotated as laminin, beta 2-like. The transcript has 35 exons. The record is from RefSeq and is a predicted model, not a curated record. Gene Ontology annotation, molecular function: extracellular matrix structural constituent. Gene Ontology annotation, cellular component: laminin trimer. The coding region runs from base 304 to 5844 and encodes 1846 amino acids. Gene Ontology annotation, biological process: cell migration; substrate adhesion-dependent cell spreading; basement membrane assembly. Lineage: Eukaryota; Metazoa; Chordata; Actinopteri; Pomacentridae.